AUGUGGCAAGUUUUGUCGGGAUGUGUCUCCGUCUCGGCUAAUUUGAGUAGACGGGGUAUUAGUUAUGAGGUUGGUUGUACACGGUGUGGGGCGGAAGUGGAAACCAUUAAUCAUGCUAUUUUUAGGUGCCCACCGGCUCGUCAGGUCUGGGCUCUGGCCCAUGUUCCUGUUGGGCCUCUCCACUUUCCGACAGAUUCAGUCUAUGCUAAUGUUGACCAUUUUUUGGGUUCUACAAACCUGGGAUCACAGGUACAGAUUUUUCCUUGGCUUAUGUGGUAUAUCUGGAAAGCUCGGAAUGCCCGAGUCUUUGAAAAUCAAAUGGAUCGACCUGAUGAGAUUGUGCGUCUCGCGCAAGGAGAAGCGAACUCCUGGCUACAGGCACAGGUGGACGACGAGGUUGAGGAGGUUCCCUCCCACCCAAUAGUCCCAUCUAUUCGGUCGUGCGGACGUCCCGCUUCCCUCCCGGGGGUUUACCCGGGUUAUCGGUGUUUUGUUGAUGGUUCUUGGAAAAAGACAGACGUUUAUGCAGGAGCAGGAUGGGUUUGUACUUCUUCUCAGGGACUGUCCCCUAUUUUAGGCGCUACUAACUACCAGCGUAGUCUAUCUCCAUUACAUGCCGAGAUUGAAGCUUUCAUCUGGGCGAUGCGGUGUAUGAUUGGCCAUGACUUCCGAUAUGUGGCUUUCUUUUCAGACUGUUCGGACUUGGUGGAGAUGGUGUCUUCCCCACACGACUGGCCGGCCUUUGCAACCUACUUGGAGGGUAUUAAGUUGGAUCGAGAGGAGUUUUCUUCUUUUUCUUUAUCUUAUAUUUCUCGUAAUGCUAAUGUUAAAGCGGACUCUUUGGCACGCCAAGCGCGCCUAUCUCCGCUUCAUGUUUUGUUUGUAAACAACUUUCCGCCAAAUUGGCUCACUUGA
Messenger RNA from Camelina sativa (false flax), 915 nucleotides. RefSeq lists its product as uncharacterized. The record is from RefSeq and is a predicted model, not a curated record. Lineage: Eukaryota; Viridiplantae; Streptophyta; Magnoliopsida; Brassicales; Brassicaceae. Gene Ontology annotation, molecular function: RNA-DNA hybrid ribonuclease activity; nucleic acid binding.